GAUUCAUAUCCUUAUCUAACUUUAUGAUAAGAUAACUUUAUGAUUUAUGUAGGUAGUUUUUGAAAGCUUUGUUAAAAAUUACUGCAAUCACUAACAAGCUUUCAUCAAAUCCAAGAGGUACUGUGACUUUUUCAAGUUACCAUAUAUUACAAUAGUAAACCACUGGAAGCAAAUUACAGUACUGCUUUUGUCGGCCAGUUAAUUACCUAACCAAUGGAAUGAAGAUAACGUUAAUCGUGUGAGAUUAAAGUUGAUCUUCCAUAGAGAAUACAGGAGAUUAACAAAUGUUCUGUUGGGGUAUCGUUUAUCGUUUCUGUACCAUUUUAUUUCAUACUUGACUUGAACUUAACGUCCCCCUUUCCACUGAUUACAAAUAAUGCUAAUGGAUAUUUACUCUUUCCCAGGUCGAUCGAAAUAAGGAUACAACGGUUCAGUGAUUUCAGCGAUGUACUUAAAUCUCUCAAGCUGUACGAUCAGCUAAACAACUAUCGAGUAGAUAAAUUCCUCCAUAAAGUUUAUGCUUAUCAUGAGCUGCUUUCACACAGCUUUCCCACUUAUUCUGUAAUUAAUGACUUCACUAGCUUGUCUGCAAGGGUUGGAAUCUUGCUUUUAUUAUUUCGAUUUGUGAGUUACAUCGUUACAUGCGCGGUACGUCUUGUAAGGAGAAUCAGAAAAUGUUGUCUUCUUAUCUGGUGUUGAGUUGCACUGGAGGCGAGCCUUUCUUUGUGAUUCCCAGACGAAGCGUGGUGACCUCAUCUAACUAUAUCAACCGUUUCGGCUAUCUGGCAUAUGAAGUAGAAAAGACAAAACACUUUUUUGAUAACUUAUUAGAUAAAAAAGUUCUUGAACUAGAAAGGAAACAUGCGGAAUAUAUAUAUUUGGAAGAUGCUGAAUUGCAAGAGUUGAUGAAGCUUGAAAUGCACAGUCAGAGGACAUUGAAACUCAGUUCUAUUGAUUUGAUCAUCAAAAACAAAUUCGAACAGUGGAGAAUGAAAUAUUUGAAGAAGCUGAUGUCCAUUGCACUACACAAAGAAAGUGAAUGUCGGAUGAAAGCCGUUGAUAUUCUGAGUAGAUGCAAAUUAACUGAUAGACAGUAUGCUCAAUUGGCGCAAAUGUGUGAUGCAAGGACUGCUGUGAGUUUGGCAAGAACAAAAGAUACGGAUAUUAGAUAUUUUAGAACUCGCACCACGCAUCCUCACGGAGAGUUCACUGUCAAGGAGCUGAUAAUUGAGAUGCGAGAUUUGCUUGUGGAAAUCAACAAGAAGAAGGAGCACCAAUGUCUCACUUAUUUCCUUUCCACCACUUUCCCUGGAUUCCAAAACGAGCAAGGAACAUUUUUCGAUAUAGAAUUGAGAGGUCGGUUGAGAACACCAUUUCAAUACACAGAAGAAAUCUUAUUCAGGUGUUUGAAAGAGCUUGUGCACUACUGUGAGGUGGGAAACAAUGCUGCCGAAAUUUACAGAACAAAAGGAUUACAAAUUGCCAUGGAUGUUUAUAGAAGUAUUGAUAACAAAGAAAGAGAUAUACACAUGAUUGAAUUCGUCAAAUUCAUUCAAAAUGUUUCACUGAUACCAAAUACGCUCCAUCAACUUUUUGUAACAGGCUGGAUCAAAGUACUAGCUGAAUGGCUACAUCACGAUGACAGAACGAUAAGUGUUAAGGCGGCGCAUGCCCUGGCCAAUUUGGAUGAAGAUGAUGCAUUCACCGCAUACUAUGGCAAGAAUGUGCUUUUGCUGCAUCCUCUGCAUCACCUGUUCAACGCCAAGAGCUUUGUUGAUGUCAUUUUCGUGCAUGGCCUGCUUGGAGGAGCUCUGUCAACAUGGCGUCAAAGAGAGCGAGGCAGCAGUGAUCUGCCCAUAACGCUCUAUGAUUUGAAAAAAACCGAUCCUGCUAAGAAAAAGUCGAAAUUCAAAAGAAGUGACAAGACAGCAGAUAAGUACAUCAAGACUGUGACUAAACUGAAGCGUCAAGAGUGGGAGAAAAUAGGAAAUGAUUUUGAAUUUGUGUUUUCCGAUUUUCCAUCAGAGUGUGAGACUGAUGAUGAAGAUCUUACUCUUCCUGGAUCUGACAAAAUAGUUGACCAUUUCUUGGAGGAUGAGGAGCUUGAGUAUACGACAAGCUGUUGGCCUCAGGAUUGGCUGUCCAAGGAUUAUCCCAGGGCACGCAUUCUUAGCAUUGAUUACAACUCGCGUUUAUCAGAUUGGCAGUUCUGCUGUUUCAGAUAUGACAAAAAUGACAUUCAAGCAAUAGCUGAGAAUCUUCUAGCUCAACUGAUUGAAAGUGGUGUUGGUGAUAGACCUAUAGUUUGGGUCGCUCACUCCAUGGGAGGGCUCAUACUCAAAAGUAUGCUCUUGCAAGCUUGGGAGAGAAAUGAUACUGGAAUGCAGAAUUUCCAUAAAAAUACAAAAGCGAUCAUUUUCAUAAGCACACCUCAUUUUGGAUCUCAUAUUGCAACAAUGUUUGAUACAACACGCAGUAUUUGGAUGCCUUCUGAAGAGGUCAAUGAUCUCAGAACAAAUUCAAAAUUUUUAUUAGAAUUGCAUGAAGAAUUCAAGAAAUGGGCAACUGAGUUUCCGGCUCGAGUUGUCACAUUCACGGAAACUAGAUCAACUCAGUUAUCUGGACUUGGACUUCAGUUUGAGUUUUUCAUUGUUACUCCAGAAUCAGGAAGUCCAGAAAUUGGGGACAUUUUCUACCUUCCUUAUGAUCACAUCAAUAUCUGCAAGCCAAGUAACAGUCACCUUCGUCUCCGAGAGGAUAUUGUGACGGAUGGACACAAAAGACAAGAAGUUUUAUCGAAUGCAAAAAUAACUGAUGAGGAUUACUUCGUUGCUCCACCCGGCAACAUUCCAGCAGAUCCCUCUCAAUCAGCAAACUUUAGCAGUGAUGAGUCGCACAAGUGUAUGGAACAAAUAGACAGAAAACACGCUUCAUAAUGAGUAGUUUGAAGAAGAUAUUAGAAUUGGCCGAUACCCACGGCUUUUUUUCUCCUGUGAAAAAAUUGGGAGAGAAUUUUGUCAACAGUUUUUGUCUUGGUCCAACUGGUGAACUCCUGGCGCAGAACAUUCAAAGGGAAUGGACGAACAGUUGUGUGUCGUCUGGGUUGCCUGAUACUGUUUUUCAGCACUAUUCGCCUUCCUCGGAUUUGCCUACUUACCAACGAGUAAAGAGUGCGUUCAUCUCAUCUAAGAAUUUGAUGAAUGGAAAAGUGCCGUUUGCUCUGGUCGAGGUGAGAGGCGUGCAACAAUUCGAAGAGGAAUGUGACGAUCUCAUGCCUCGAACACGACACCCACUGCAUUAUCUUGCAUUUGUCAGCCAAAAGUCAGGACAACAGUUUUUCUACAGAUGGCAACAGCAUCGACAUAUGUGGUGGAGAAAGUUGUCAAUGGAUCAAGGGAGAUUUUCGCUAGUUGAGAAGAAAGGAGCUAGCGUUGGCCAAGUGGACAUCACAGUCAAGUUUCCUUGGGGCGAUUUCACAGUAGAAACCAUUAAAAACUACGGUAUUGAUUUCUUCGGGAGUGUGGAAAAUGGCGACAAAAGUGGAUUUGAAGUAUUGGACAAUAGAAAAAGGGGUUUGCCUUAUGUGGUGGAGAGUAGUUGCACACUAGAAGCAGCGAUGCUGUGCUACCUGUGUGACGGCUUCUCCACGUCGGGCAAAGCACAGUUCACACUUCAUAGAAGACUUGCUCCUUACAAGGUUGCAAUUGCAGCUGCAGCUGCAGUUCAACCCACUACAGCAGAGGAUCUGGACGAGCUUGAGGAGUUGGCUCGCUACCUGAGCAUGCAGCUAAAUCGCGGAGGCGUGUGCUCGCCACCCCCCGACCUGCGUCGUCCCCUAGACACCCAGCUGGCGCGCUACCACGCACUCGCGGUGCCCUAUCUGCUGCUGCUCUCCCCGGCCACCCUAUCCACCUCCAUUGCACUGCUGCGAUCGCAACUCACCUCCGCCAAGGAGGAAAUAAGUCUAUCAAAUCUGAUCAGCUAUAUGGAACAAUUGACGAAAAAAGUUUGACAUCCAAGACUUUGUUUUGGUGGCCUGAUUAUGUUUAUAGUUUGAUAUUAUAAAUAGUUAGUUUCAAUGUAAAUAAAAUAAUAUGGAUUUAUGAUUGAAA
Molecule: messenger RNA, 4112 nt
Organism: Nilaparvata lugens (brown planthopper)
Lineage: Eukaryota; Metazoa; Arthropoda; Insecta; Hemiptera; Delphacidae
Product: protein SERAC1-like
Exons: 22
Coding region: 642-2936 (764 amino acids)
Biological process (GO): regulation of translational fidelity
Source: RefSeq, a predicted model, not a curated record